This is a messenger RNA of Botrytis deweyae, 1449 nucleotides long. RefSeq lists its product as uncharacterized. Bases 1 to 1449 code for a protein of 482 amino acids. The transcript has 4 exons. Gene Ontology annotation, cellular component: Rpd3L complex; cytosol. Lineage: Eukaryota; Fungi; Ascomycota; Leotiomycetes; Helotiales; Sclerotiniaceae. Gene Ontology annotation, biological process: negative regulation of silent mating-type cassette heterochromatin formation; negative regulation of rDNA heterochromatin formation. The record is from RefSeq and is a predicted model, not a curated record.
AUGGCUUCGCAAGCGGCUAUGAUCGCAGAUACAAUCAUUGCUAUGAAAAGAGCAGUCAAGAGAAAAGCAUAUGAAUCAGAUUCCGAUGCUUCGAUCGAAAGACUUACAAAUCGAGGAAACAAAUUACGAAAGAGGGCAAGAUACGUGCAGCAAGGUCAAUUGGCCCCGCCAACUGGUCGACAUAUAUACAGAGAGACAAUUGAACAUGCCGGCUACACGAGAGAUAUUAUUAGUAGGAAACCCCCGCUUAUUGACGAAGACGGCGAGAAUAUCGAUAGCGACGAAGAAGAUGAAGAGAAGAUUUCAAUCGCGAAGGCAGCAGCUGCAGAAUUUGAUCCAUAUGCAAAUAUAAAACUAGAAGAACUCCUUGCACCUUUAACCUCUGCCUCCGAUUUACCUGACCAUCCAAAAUUGUCGCAGCCCUUCACAUCGAAAGUCUUAACAGAAUUAACAAGAAAUGCGGGAGAGAUGCUUCAGAAAGAAAUGGCAUCUUUAUGGAAGAUCAAACAUCUCCUAACUCGACUCAGUGGCCAUGAUACUUGGAUGCCGUGUGAAACUGUCGAAACUGAUCAUGAUGCUUCUUUUUUUGAGACAGAAACGGAACGUCAUCGGGCUCAGGUAAAGAGAAUCGCAAAACAGCACGCGGAUAUGAUGUCGAGAGUAGCUCUGGCUUCUGACGACGAUAGCGUAGCUGCUUCAGGAUUGAUGAUUAUGGGUAUCGAGAGCGACGCUGCCUUUGGAGUCGCUGCCCUUCAGGCCUUGAAAGGGAAGGGAAAGGCAUUGGAUGUUGACAGAGAUAUGACAUCUAACUCGGCAAAUGGAGAAAUUGCCGAGACAUCUGCCGCAAACGGCACUGGCAACGAUUCAGAAUUAGUAACACCACCGCCAGACAAUGUUGAGAUGGACCAAGAGGGUUCGCAAGGGGCCGGGGAUGCAAUGGAUAUCGAGCCGAUGGCUGAAGAUAUUGAAGACGAUACGGUCAUGAAUGCCGUUCCUCGCCGUAUGAGGACUCGCGCCCAAGCACAGGCGGUGUUCGACAAUGCGACUCGUUCGAGGUCUAUCACACCUGAUUUAAAUGGCGAGCCUUUCGUUCAUCCUUAUUUUUUGGCACCUGAGAACUCGUAUCCUGAUCGAGACCUUUAUUUACCUCAUGGAGAGGCUGACGAAUUAAGGAAAUUAUUGAUGCACUAUAUUCAAAAGCAAGAAGAGAUUAUCCGAGGAGCCCAGAAAGUGUACGACGGAUUAUUGAGAGCCGAUCGUAUGCGCCAUUUGGUUUUGAAAUGGACAAAAGCCGAGGGACAUGUCGGUGACAAUCGUGAUAUGUCAGAUGGUGAGGAUUGGUAUGAUAAAGAAGAAUGGGGAUUAGAUGAAGACUUGAAGAAAGGACAAGACGAAGAAGAGGAAGAUGCUGCAACAACAGCCAAGAAAACUAGAACGAGACGACAGUGA